This is a messenger RNA of Botrytis deweyae, 240 nucleotides long. RefSeq lists its product as uncharacterized. NCBI's taxonomy places the organism in Eukaryota, Fungi, Ascomycota, Leotiomycetes, Helotiales, Sclerotiniaceae. The coding region runs from base 1 to 240 and encodes 79 amino acids. The transcript is spliced from 2 exons. The record is from RefSeq and is a predicted model, not a curated record.
AUGGUUUACCCAGAAGGUGAUUUUCCUACUCCUACAGACAUAACAGAUCCUAUCCAGCAACUCCUCGAAUCUUUUGGACCUCAAUCGGAGACGCAAUUACGGACUGCAACUUCGUUAAAUGGCUGGGGGAUCAUGUAUUGGUCGCUGCUUCUUACGCCGUCGGAAGUGAAGAUGCUAGAGGAAAAUCCUUUGGUCUAUGAAGUAUCGCAGGCGGUGGUGGCUGGAACAGAUGAUUUUUGA